AUGUAUACAAGGAUUUCUUCCAUAGCAUCUAUCUUGAGAUGUUUUGUGCUCACCCGUUUUCUGUCAUUGUUUCUUCCAUUUUCUUUCUACGUUAAACGAUUAACAUAUUCUCUCCUUUCCUCUCUCCCUCCUCUCUCCCUCCUCUCUCGUCCCUCUCCCUUUACCCUCUUUCUCCCUCUCUCUCUCUCUCUCUCUCUCUCUCUCUCUCUCUAUCUAUCUAUCUAUCUAUCUAUCUAUCUAUCUAUUGACACACACACACACAUUCACACACAUAUAAUCUCACCAAACUUUCCCUCUCUCUCUCUCUCUCUCUCUCUCUCUCUCUCUCUCUCUCUCUCUCUCUCUCUCUCUCUCUCUCUGAAUUUGUACCUCCUUUCCUCGGUUUCAUCUCUGAAAGAUUUCCAAUUCACUUUCUCUUUAUUUCCCCCCUCUCUCUCUCUCUCUCUCUCUCUCUCUCUCUCUUUACCUUCUCAUCAGUUUCAUUUUUUCUUUCAUUUUCUUCUUUCCUCUAUGCGUAUUCAAUGUGUUCCUUUGUUUCCUCUUCGCCUCCUCUUCGUAAUGUGCAUACCCCGAAGGUUCUCUUUCCAUUCAGAUCCCUUCAUCCAUCCAUCUUUGACUAUUUCUGUUAAAAGCCCGCAAAUAAUUCUUCCUAUCUUUAUAUCUGCCCUCAAUAUCUACUUUUCAAAACAACUUUUUUCUCUACAUUUAAUGACCAACCCCAAACCAGUCGUCACAGACCUUCUCCCUCUUUUCAUUCAUACUUGCGCUUCUUAA
This is a messenger RNA of Acanthosepion pharaonis, 774 nucleotides long. The record is from the annotation of a GenBank genome assembly. NCBI's taxonomy places the organism in Eukaryota, Metazoa, Mollusca, Cephalopoda, Sepiida, Sepiidae.